GUACAGUGGUACUACACACACAAUCGGCUAGCUCCGUUGAUUGCACAAUACCCCUGGAAAAACGAGCGUGUGUUGUUUUGAAUUGGAUCGGGGCGAUGUGUACAGAUUUGCAUAGACGAUGCAGAACUGACACGUACCGCUGGCUUGCGGCGAAGGGAAACGGUGAUAAAACACUCUCUAUAUAGUGAGGUUUUUCUUCGGUUUCUGGUAGCAUCACAGCCAUCACCAUGGCCUCCCUGUAAAGCGGUGUGGUAAAUUAGCUUCCUACCAUCCCGUGCGGAAUACAGAUCAGCCACAGUGAAUAGCUAUCUGCAUCACAGUCAGCCUUGUAGACCCUAAGAUAUGGCAUCAUCAGUUAAGUCCUCUCCAUUGCUUGGACGCAACAUCAAGCAAGAGGCUGUUGUACAUGUGAUCUGCAAGUCUCCACCCAGAGAAUUGUCAGCAAGUAGCGACUCCUCAUUUGUACCACCUGUAGCAGGCAAAGAGGUAGUUAUUGUCACUGAAGACAUGCCAUCGACGAGCAACUCACCAUCAGGACAGGAGACUGGCCAAUCAAAAAACAUGUGUCCUGACUCUACGGGCAUCGACUCGGUCAAAGAUGAUCGCAAGGCUGGCGGCGGGAAGGUAGGAAGCGGUUCCAAGAAGAAGAUGUGCGAGAAGGACAGCGAGGAGUACAAGCGCCGCAGGGAGCGCAACAAUGAGGCAGUGCGGAAAAGUCGGCUGAAGAGCCGGCAGAAGGCCAGCGAGACGGAGAUGCGGGUGACGGAGCUGAAGAAGGAGAAUGCAGACCUGGAGCAGAGGGUCACCUUGCUCCACAAGGAGCUGGAGCUACUGAAGGACCUGUUCCUGACUCAUGCUAAUGAGCUCCCAGAUCCUAGUACCACCUUUGGGCUCUUCAGUGCUAACCCAAACCUGGGAUCUAGUUCUCCUAACCCAGCCCUCUCUCGUGUUGUCCUUAAAACUGAUACUGUGACUGUGUCCUUGUCCUGUAAGAAUGUCCCAGAGAGCAUCACUACCACAACAUGACCUACAUUUGACCUUUUGCCAACAAGGUAGUAAAAUUUGUGUAAAUAAUAUUGGUUACAUUUAUCCAUUGGAUCCAUUUUUAAGAAAGGCUUGUAGUGCUAAGCACUUUUAAUAGAUUAACAUUGCAUGUAUUAUGUCGUAUUUGCUUUUGGGAAGUCAAAUCACUUCACUGUGAUUUACAUUGUUGCUGAAUAUUGUUAGAAAUUGCAAAUAUUGAAGAGCUUGAGAUGGGUGAAAUUUUUCAGUUUUGCUAAAUUUGUACAAAACAGUGAUGUGCGCAUCAACUUUCAUAUGAAUAUAAAGCGAUGGCAUCACACGUUCACUUUUUCUAGAAUAAGAAAAAAAAAUAUUUUAGAUAUUUCAAUUUUUCCUAUCGUAAAAUUUGGUUUGGUUACUCGUAUAAUCAUCAUUAUCAUAAUUUAUUGUGAUGUGGUGGAGAUAUUUAGCUAUCAAAUCUAUAAGAUUUGAUAUUUUUUAUGUAAAUGGGAUGACAUCAAUGUGACAUCUUUGUUCCCUUUUUUUGCAUAAUGACUAGAAUAUGUAUGUACAUGUGAUAGUUCCAUGAAAAAUAAGCAGUAUAAAAAGGUCAUAAUUUUGUUAUGUUGCAUCCUUUCAUUAUGAUAUCUUCAGUUCUAUGCUUGUCCGAUUUUAUCUCCAUGUAUUUGUUUUCGGUCUGUUGUUAAGGAGAACUUGUGUAAAAGUAAAUAUGAUGUCGGUGGAAGGUAAUGAAAGACAGAAUGGUAAAAGGAAAGGUUUUCUAAGGACCUUGUCAACUCAAUAAUAACCAAUUUUAUAUAAAGUUGUGUUAAGUCAGGAAGCAUGGAUCUUGUUUAGUAGCUCAAUUCAUGUACUGUUAUUUGAUUUAAAGUAUCAUCCACAUGAUCGAUAGAAGUCAACUCACUUCGGGUUAAGGGCAAACCAAUCAUGCUGAUAGUCCUUAAAUAGGAGAAGUUCAUAAUUCAAGAGUGCUUUCUUUUAUUCAAUUGCCAUGAUCUGUAAAUGGCAUAUUGUCUGAUCUGGCACACUUUUUUUCUACAAAACUGGCAUUAUUUUCUGCUAAUUUGGCUACCUAAGUUUUAAGCCAUGAUAUUAUGUUUACAAAAAAAAAAUGCCUUGUGGCCCCUGCAGUUUGGGGGGGGGGGGCUUGAAAGUCUGUAUUACAGGCAAGCUGUCCUACUGGACGUGUCAGUCACGUAUCAGGUGUUCUGAUAUAGGCCCUUGGGUUUUAGUCAUACUGUCUACUUGUGAUAUUUAACAUAAUCGUUAAUUUUUGUAAAAUUUGCAAUUCCCGUUAAUUUUUUUUUGGAAGAUUUUGGAAAUAUUAGGUAUUCAGAAUAUGGUAAGUCAACAUGUUUUUUUCUCUCUACAACAUAGUUUACAAGACUACAUCAUAUUGCAUUCUAGGUUAUCAACAAUUGACUACAUAUGUAUUUCAGUAAUUUAGGAAAUUGAGCUGAUGCUAUUGGAAGUGAUGGUUAUAAUUAAUAUUUGGACAAUGAAAAUUAGAAUAAUCUUCAUUUUUUUUGCUUGCACACCUGUCUGUCCGCCAUCAUCUUGUUCAUGUUUAUGUAUAUAGAAAAAAAGACCCUGUCACACUCUGCUAUUUAACUAUAUUGGACUUUCUAAUUUCUUCUGCUGGGAUACAGAAGUACUUGACAGAUUGGUCUAGCUUUCAACGUGUUCAAAUUUGAAUUUUUUGUUUUAUGUUAGUGUCAGCAUAUAAUGUGCUGGUCAAUAUUCAGUGUCUGAGACACAUAAUUGUAAAAUGGCAGUUUGUGACAGUCUUACUCUUAAAGUUAGAUGAUAAGGUUUAUUAUUGAAAAGGUUUUCAGAUUCCAACACUUAAUGCUGCAUCGUGAUGAAUUUGGAAGGUAUCUUGCAAUUUUCCAAUGAUUUUGUAUAAUAACAGUUUAUAAACCAUGCUUUAAGUUCAAGCAAUUCCCACAAGAUUCAUGUCUGUUGUUUCUACAGUAUUUCCUGUCACUUUUAUUUCAUUUUGAUUAAUUUACAUAUGCAAUUUGAUAGCUUAAUAUCUAGAUGAAUGCACUCUUGUCGAAUGAUAUGGAUUAACCCCCCGCCCUCCCAUAAGGAUAUUUACAUAUCUGUAUAAUAGAAGAUGAUGUGAUGGUCUGGUCAUAAUGUAUGCUUUGUUUGAACACCUAGCUCCAAUCUGAAACUUGGUAAUAUAAUAAUGUUUAUCAAUAUCACAUUUGCCCAGUUAUUCAAGUUUUGCAUUGUAUCUAUAACUGUAUUUGUACCAAUUUCAUCAUAAGUGAGUGCACUCCCUAUGGAUAUGUUGAUUAAUAAUAGUGCAUAUUACAUUACCAAUAUCAUCUAGCAUUUCUAUGUGCUUCCAAAGGAAUUUGGAUAUUAUUACCCUGGCAUAACUUUUUCUGCAGCUUCUUUCAGAAUUUAAAUGCAACAUUGUCAUACUAAAUGAUGAUGUCUUGUCAUGGCUUAUAGACAGAAAUCAAACUAAUCUUUUGGUGAAGUGCUGCACAGAAAAGUUUGUUUCUUUUGGACGGAAGGGGGUGUACUAAUUUCUGAUUGAUGCUGUAACACAAACUUCUCCAACUUCCAUCAAACCUGUCUAAGACCUCCCAACUGAUCCAAGGAAUAAAUAAAAAAAUGGCCACUACAGACAGUUGGCCUUUAUGGACAGGAUCUACAACAUAUUCCUUUCAAAUUGGAGACAAUUUUGGUGGCCACUGGUCACUAAACACCAAAUUUCACUUUAGAAAGUGUGGCUGCUAAGACAGGUUUGACUGUUCUUUGUGUUUACUUAUUUACUUUGAUACAUGCAUACAGAGAUCAUUUAUUAAAUCAAUCAAUGCAAAGAAUGAGUGUUAUUAUUUGUACAAAUGAAAAUGUAAAAAGAUAGUCUUUGCCAAUAAUGUGCUAAUUGUAUGUAGGUAUUAUUGAUAAUAUAGCUUCUUGAAAGUUGUCCGCUCCAGUGUACAGGUUAUUAUUUGUGUAAAUAUCUUUAAAGAUUAAAGUGCAUUUACCCAGUA
This is a messenger RNA of Lytechinus variegatus (green sea urchin), 4037 nucleotides long. RefSeq lists its product as uncharacterized. Gene Ontology annotation, molecular function: RNA polymerase II cis-regulatory region sequence-specific DNA binding; DNA-binding transcription factor activity, RNA polymerase II-specific. Gene Ontology annotation, biological process: DNA-templated transcription; regulation of transcription by RNA polymerase II. NCBI's taxonomy places the organism in Eukaryota, Metazoa, Echinodermata, Echinoidea, Temnopleuroida, Toxopneustidae. The transcript is spliced from 2 exons. The record is from RefSeq and is a predicted model, not a curated record. Bases 343 to 1026 code for a protein of 227 amino acids.